AUGGUUCGAGGCGAUCCAGUUUGCUUGAAGGAGGACUGUUCUCAGUACGAUAUUGGCUUGGUUUUCAAGGAAAUCAGCUCAUAUUCAGACCAGAACAAGCUCAAGUUCAUAGAGAAUGUGUGGAAACCAGGUGAGCUAUUUGACUUUCCAGCGUCCGUAGAAUGUUCGAAUUCUAACCGUCAUUUUGUGUGGAGCUGGCUGAAAAGAUUUCCCUGGCUAGCAUACUCUAAAUAUCUCGAUGGCGUAUUUUGUUUACCGUGUGUUUUGUUUGGAGUCCAGUGUGGGCGAAAUGCAAAUAAACUAGACAAAUUGUACAAGUCUCCACUCACACUUUGGACGUCCGCCGUUUCACGUUUUACCAAACACUCGAGCGGAAAAUGUGAGAUGCAUAAUUUUGCAGUGAUUGCCAUGGAGAAUUUUUUGAAAAACAUUAGAAGAGAAGCGGUUCCAAUCAAUCAGGAGAUCAACAACUUACUUCAACAGCAAAUCAAUAGAAAUCGCGAAAUUCUUAAAUCCCUUUUCAAAACAAUAAUUUUCUGCGGAAAAAACAACGUAGCCCUCAGAGGUAGACGAGAUGAUGAUCCAGGCAAUGCCAAUCUUUGCGGUAAUUUCCAGGCACUGUUAGAAUUUCGAAUGGAAAGCGGCGACCAAACACUGCAACAUCACCUGGAAACUGCACCCAGAAAUGCGACAUAUAUUUCUAAAACAAUUCAAAAUGAAAUGAUUGCAACUGUGGGUGCUAUCAUUGUGAAUAAUUUGUCACAGGAAAUUAGGGAUAGCAAAUAUUUCAGUAUUAUGUCUGACGAAGCAGCUGACAUAUCAAAUAAAGAAAAUCUUUCUGUGGUGAUCAGAUUUCUUGAUUCGACCAAAACAGUCAGAGAAGAAUUUGUGGGAUUCUACCUUUGUGAGGAUGGAACAACAGGAGCAGCUAUCAAAGAUUUGAUAAUUAGUGCUGUAACUGAUUUAGGACUAUCUAUGAAUGACUGUCGUGGCCAAUGCUAUGAUGGUGCUGGCAAUAUGUCUGGGCGCUUGAAUGGAGCUUCAUCACUUAUUAGGGCUCAACAUGACAAGGCUAUAUAUGUUCACUGUAUGAACCAUAGGCUUAACUUGUGUGUUGCUGACACAUGCCAAUUACCACUUGUUAGAAACAUGAUGGAUGUUGUAAGAAAAAUCUCUGAAUUUUUUGACAAUUCCCCCAUGCGACAGCAGCAUUUGAUCAGCAAGAUUGGAGCACUGAUUCCUGCUGCCAACCACUUUGUUUUGGUAAAUGUGUGUAAAACAAGGUGGAUCGAGCGCAUUGAUGGUAUGGACCGAAUCGUGGAGCUUCUUCAUCCAGUUGUGGCUACCCUUGAAGACAUUUCCAUGAACAGAAAUGCUCCUGGGUGUGGGAACUGGAAUCAUAACAGCAGAAAUGAUGCGCAAGCCCUAAUUAAUGCAAUCACAUUUCCCUUUAUUGUUACCCUUGUUAUUGUGAGACACAUUUUAGACUUAACCAGACCACUCACUGUUAGGCUGCAAAAGAAAGCAAUGGAUCUUCUUAAAGCAAAAGAGGAAAUUGUUCUGUUGAAGUCAGUCCUAAGGGACAUGCAAACUGACAUUGAUACUAGACACCAUGCUCUCUAUGAAGAAGCUGUUACUCUAGCAAGACUUGUUUCAGUGCAGCCAAGCAUGCCCAGGAUAAAUCAAAGGCAAGUUCAUAGAAACAAUGCGCCAGCCCCAACCCCAGAAUACUAUUACAGGAUCAAUCUGACAACAGACUUCCUUAACCAUGCUCUCAUGCAACUGAACAGCAGAUUUGAAGAUGAUGUUUUUGUGUGCUAUAAAGGAUUUUCAGUGAUUCCUUCUAUUUUGUUGGCUACUGACCCCAUUUGGAAGGAUAAUGUUAGAGAAUUUUGUAACCAUUACAGACAAGAUCUUCCUAAUUAUGCAGGUUUAGCAGCAGAGCUUAUGUUGUGGGAAAGAAUGUGGAAGAGCAAAAAUGAUAGAAGAGAAGAGAUCCCUGACAGUAUAGCUACCACCCUAGAACAAAUUGACAAGGGUGCUUAUGUGAAUGUGUAUACAAUACUUCAAAUCCUGAUAACCAUUCCUAUUUCAUCUGCAUCUUGUGAAAGAUCCAUCUCAACCCUCCGAAAUCUGAAGACCUAUUUGAGAAAUGCAAUGGUCCAGGAUAGACUGAAUGGCUUGGCAUUGAUGUAUACCCACAGAGAAAUGAAAUUAGACCUUGAACAAAUUAUAGAUUUAUUUGCUAAUUUACAUCCUAGACGAAUGAGAAUGGAAAAUAUUUUAAAUGAAUAA
Molecule: messenger RNA, 2295 nt
Organism: Stylophora pistillata
Lineage: Eukaryota; Metazoa; Cnidaria; Anthozoa; Scleractinia; Pocilloporidae
Product: 52 kDa repressor of the inhibitor of the protein kinase
Molecular function (GO): protein dimerization activity
Source: RefSeq, a predicted model, not a curated record